AUGAUUUCCCGCAGGUGGUUCCAUCCAAACAUCAGCGGGAUUGAAGCAGAAAAACUACUCCUAACCAGGGGCAUCCAUGGCAGUUUUUUGGCCCGGCCGAGUAAAAGCAACCCCGGAGAUUUCACUUUAUCGGUCAGGAGGAACGAUGAAGUGACCCACAUCAAAAUCCAAAACACGGGCGAUUAUUAUGACCUCUACGGAGGGGAAAAAUUCGCUACCUUGGCGGAGCUGAUUCAGUACUACACCGAUCAGGAGGGCCUUCUGCGCGAGAAAAACAGCAACACCAUCGAGUUACGGUUUCCACUCAAUUGCCAGGAUCCGACCUCAGAAAGAUGGUAUCACGGCCACCUGACCGGCAAGGAAGCCGAGAAACUCCUCACCGACAAAGCCAGAUCCGGCAGCUUUUUAGUCCGCAGCAGUCAAAGCAAGCCGGGCGACUUCGUCUUGUCCGUUCUGACGAACGAGGACAAAGCCGACACGGGGGACCGGAAACCCCGGGUGACCCACAUCAUGAUCCGCUACCAGCUGGACGGAAAGUACGACGUGGGCGGGGGAGAGCGAUUCGACACGCUGGCCGACUUGGUGGAGCACUACAAGAAAAACCCCAUGGUGGAGAAGUCCGGGGUGGUGGUACACCUGAAACAGAUGUUCUGCUUCUUCUGGGCCAGCAAAUAUUCGGGGAGCAGCGAGCAGGGAUUAAAACUGUAG
Protobothrops mucrosquamatus (brown spotted pit viper) is the source of this 708-nucleotide messenger RNA. Its product is annotated as tyrosine-protein phosphatase non-receptor type 11-like. NCBI's taxonomy places the organism in Eukaryota, Metazoa, Chordata, Lepidosauria, Squamata, Viperidae. The record is from RefSeq and is a predicted model, not a curated record. Bases 1 to 708 code for a protein of 235 amino acids. The transcript is spliced from 6 exons.